UUCUCGGCAGGUGGGUCGACUCGGCGCAUCGUCGCGGGUCCGGGAACGAGUCGAGGUAGCGUGGGCUGUGAUUCGGUUGAGUUGAUCCUCGAGCUUCUUGGCGAGAUUCCGGUUUGGAGGAGGAGGUGAUUCGCGGAAUGAAGCGGUUCUUCUUCGUUCAAAUCUGAAAAAAAAAAAAGCGAGAAAGCGAGGGUUCGUCUCGGCCUAAAACCAUUGGUGUGGAAGGACGAGUGGUGGGUAUUCCAGAAACAGCUCUGGUUAGCGAAGGGAGGAUAAUGGAUGCUCUCUGCAUCUUGUCUUCAGUUUUGCUUGUUGGCGGGAGCUUGUUACGAGCAAAUGCAGACUUGGUAGGUGAUAAGCAGGCCCUGCUUGAUUUUGCCGAGAAUUUACCACACUCUCGGUAUCUCAACUGGACCGAGGGUUCCCCUGUUUGCAGCAACUGGAUUGGAGUGACUUGCGAUAAAGAUGGGUCCAAGGUAAUAGCCUUGAGAUUACCUGGCGUUGGAUUUCACGGCCCGAUUCCAGCCGAUACACUCGGCCGCCUUUCGAAUUUGCAGAUCCUUAGUCUCCGAUCGAAUGCUAUAACCGGGAAUUUUCCUUCCGAUUUCGCAAACUUGAAGAACUUGUCGUAUCUCUAUCUUCAGUCCAACAAUUUCGCCGGUCCUUUGCCUCAGGACUUUUCAGUUUGGAAGAACUUGACUAUUGUGAAUCUUUCCAACAAUGCCUUCAAUGGAAGUAUCCCUUCUUCGCUCAUGACCUUGACUCAGCUAGCUGGUUUGAAUCUUGCCGAUAAUCUCCUUUCUGGCGAGAUUCCUGAUCUCCAAAUGCCCCACCUGCAGCUGUUAAAUUUGUCUAAUAAUAAUCUGCAUGGUCGUGUUCCAAAGUCACUUGAGAGAUUUCCUAGCUCAGUUUUUGCUGGAAAUGACCUUUCCUUUCAAAAUUCUACUCCCCAUCCUUCUCCUUUUAUUUCACCUUCUUCUGGACUUCAUCUUAGGUCCAAGAAUCCUAGGAUGCUUAACGGCACAGCACUAUUAGCGAUCGUCAUUGCAGGUUGUGUCGUGGCACUUGCUUUAGUGGGCAUUCUUAUUUUCAUUUGUUGCUUGAAAAGGAAAGGUGAAGAAAAGUAUUCAGGGAAGUUGCACAAGGUAAGAAUGUCGCCUGAGAAAGCUAUUUCAAGUAGUCAAGAUGCAAACAAUAGGCUGGUUUUCUUUGAGGGAUGUAACUAUGCAUUUGAUUUGGAAGACUUGUUGAGGGCUUCUGCUGAAGUACUUGGAAAGGGGACUUUCGGUAUAUCUUACAGGGCUAUUUUAGAGGAUGCAGUGACUGUAGUGGUCAAGAGGUUGAAGGAGGUUAGUGCUGGUAAGAGAGAAUUUGAGCAACAGAUGGAAAUUGUUGGGGGCAUUAGGCAUGAAAACAUUGUUGAGCUGAAGGCUUAUUACUACUCCAAAGAUGAGAAGUUAAUGGUGUAUGAUUACUACAGUCAGGGGGGCCUCUCCACUCUUUUACACGGUAAGAUAGGCGAGGAUAGGUCCCCUCUAGAUUGGGAUACUAGAAUGAGAAUAGCCCUUGGGGCAGCUAGAGGCAUAGCUCGUGUCCAUUUGGAGAACAACGGGAGACUUGUACACGGAAACAUCAAGUCAUCUAACAUCCUUAUCAACCCACAACAGUAUGGCUGCAUUUCUGAUCUUGGUCUGGCUGCUGUAAUGAGUUCCCUACCUCCCCCCAUUUCCCGAGCUGCUGGUUACCGAGCACCAGAAGUGACAGACACUCGUAAAGCAGGACAGCCAUCGGAUGUCUACAGCUUCGGAGUCAUCUUGCUGGAACUGUUAACUGGGAAAUCUCCCGUUCAUGCUACAGGCUACGGUGAAAUGGUGCACUUGGUGAGGUGGGUCCAUUCAGUGGUGCGAGAAGAGUGGACAGCCGAAGUAUUCGAUAUAGAGCUGAUGAGGUAUCCAAAUAUCGAGGAGGAAUUGGUGGAGAUGUUGCAGAUAGCAAUGGCCUGCGUCGUCAGGAUGCCGGAUCAGAGACCUAAGAUGGCUGAUGUGGUGAAAAUGAUAGAGAAUGUCCGGUGCGUCGAAACCAACAAUCGGCCUCCCUCUGAAAAUAGAUCCGAAAGAUCAUCUCCAUUGCAACUGGCUGUUAGGUCCGGUCCUGUGCCCCUACAAUGAGCUCCUUCCCAUCAUCACCGUUGGUAAUACUUGUCACUCGUUUUUUUAACCUCAUUUCACUAAGUUCCACACUACUCUUGUUAUUUACUCUUUUCUUGCUAAUCUUGCCCACCUUCCGGUUCUUAGUGCGACCGAAUUUCUACCACUCAGCCUGCCCAGUACAUGUUAUAGCUAAAAUCACCGUUACGCCCGCAUCUGUCCUUGAAAUCUGUUUGCUAAUGCCCGCACAUGUUUGUGAUUCCGAGCAACUGAUCUAUGCUCGUGUUUGCAAGAACUCCCGGUUCCUACUUUUCAUCCUAGUUCCUUUUGAUGCUGCACGUCUGUUAGGAUUGGGAUGAAUUAUUGUGGA
Molecule: messenger RNA, 2517 nt
Organism: Rhodamnia argentea
Lineage: Eukaryota; Viridiplantae; Streptophyta; Magnoliopsida; Myrtales; Myrtaceae
Product: probable inactive receptor kinase At4g23740
Exons: 3
Coding region: 276-2168 (630 amino acids)
Biological process (GO): protein phosphorylation
Molecular function (GO): protein binding; protein kinase activity; ATP binding
Source: RefSeq, a predicted model, not a curated record